AUGACUGAUGUUGAGGUGACGUAUGAAGACUUCAUCGCCUCUGGAAGGACCGGCAGACGCAAUGCUGUACACGACAUCCUGGGAUCCUCUGGUGGGCUGGACGCUAGCGGACUCUCCCAAACGCUGUCUGAGCUCAGCAUCGGCAAACCAGGGAAUGAUGAAGAGAAAAGCCAGCGCUCGGCUGAUUCUGAACCGAAGCAGGAAGAAGCCAAUGGUGAAGGCACGUAAAAGACUUCAGUGAAAUAAUGAAGUAGGAAACCCCCUCUAGUGGCUGAUUUUAGUCAUGCAGGGGUUGAUACUGAAACAUACAGAGCAUCCCUCUCCCUUAUGGAUCCAGACGGAGGAGACUUUGCUAUGAGGAAGCUAAUGUGAAAGGCUGGGCCUUACGAAUCGCAGCACAGUGGUUUUUAUACAUCCACCGCUGCUUUUGCUGAAGUAGGUAUGACUUUUACUUAGAAGUUCACUUUAGUAGGUUUUGGUAGAUCUACUGGUGGGGAUUUGGGUCAGAAAUAAUGACAUUCAAAUGGUGGAGAUCACAGGGUCUGAUUUUGAACAACACCCACUGAUCUUGUGAUUUCAGAUUCACUUGUUAACUGCCAGAGUAGCAGCUAAUACGCACUUAAUACACUGUCAUUUUAUAGAUGUGGUGUUGUAAUAGUAAUAUCAGAUUUUGAUAUCAAAUAGUGCUGUGUUUCUUUGAUAUCUUCGAUUUAUGUUGAUAUUCACAUAAUCUGUAAGUGCUGCAUUUUUGUUAAACACUCAGAAUUCAUUAAAAAAAACUACAGUUUAUGAUGGUUUUGCAUGGCACCUGUCAGAAUAUGUGUUUAACUGUUCACAUCCCGAAGAGCACUAGUCAUUUGUGUUCAGAGCAUUUGCAGUGUGAGCUGAUGAUAAUUCCUUGAGUGUUUUAUAUUAAGCAUUAUGAAAUCCAGCUUGAUUUGAAGUCCUGACUGACACUGCCUAUUAACCCUUUUGAAAAUGUGUUCAAUAGAGCUUGCCUUACCAAACUUCUGCCCAUAUUUUGUCUUCCAGUCUUUAGUUCUAUGUCCUCAAUUUUCCUUUAUUAUAUUUGAUGAUAUUUUCAUUUGUGGGUACAUAAAUAUUUGAAUAAAUUCAAGAAGUGUUUGGGAAAAAA
Molecule: messenger RNA, 1135 nt
Organism: Danio aesculapii
Lineage: Eukaryota; Metazoa; Chordata; Actinopteri; Cypriniformes; Danionidae
Gene: pkia
Product: cAMP-dependent protein kinase inhibitor alpha
Exons: 2
Coding region: 1-228 (75 amino acids)
Biological process (GO): negative regulation of cAMP-dependent protein kinase activity
Cellular component (GO): cytoplasm; nucleus
Molecular function (GO): cAMP-dependent protein kinase inhibitor activity
Source: RefSeq, a predicted model, not a curated record